AUGAGCUUUGAUGCAUUCUCGCCUCAGGAGGUCAUCGAGGCCCUUGCAAACACUGGGGUUCAGAAGGGUUACAUGCGACUGGACAAGGUCUUUUUCAGCUCUGUCUCUGCCGGGUGCUUACUUGCCUUUGCCUGUGGAACUGCCCUGAGCACCAAUGCUUCCCCUUGGUUCCAGGAAAACGCCCCGGGUCUGAUACGCACUAUCAGUGCCUUGGUAUUCCCUUAUGGAUUAUGCAUGAUUAUCUUGACAGGCGCUGAUCUAUGCACUGGCUCCUUUAUGUUUACCACCGUUGCGGCACUCCAACGCCGAUUGCCCUGGUGGAAAAUGCUUAUUCACUGGGCCGUCACGUUUUUAGGAAACUUAGCUGGCUCUUUGUUCUUAGUGGUAAUCAUAUUCGGCUAUGGCGAGGUUUUCUCUACGGACCCCUUCAAGUCGGCGGUCAUCACGUUCGCCACGAAAAAGCAGGUCGUCCCCGACUUCCACAUGAUCUUCCUUCGUGGUAUUGGGUGCAACUGGCUGGUAUGCCUUGCCUGCUUUUUCGGCAUGCAAGGACGAGACCUGGGAUCGAAGAUCAUGGGUAUCUGGUGGCCCAUCUUUGCUUUCGUCUCCCUCGGAUUCGAUCAUGUUGUUGCCAACAUGACCUUCGUUCCUCUGGCAAUCUGGCUUGGCACUCCUCACAUUAGCGUUGGGCUGUACAUCUGGAAGGGUAUUAUUCCCACCCUACUUGGAAACAUUAUUGGCGGCGGAUUGUUUUGUGGUACAUACUACUGGUACAUGUACCUGCUCGACUUAAACACUCUUCCCAUUACCGGCUUGAGAAAGAAGGAGGACUCCCCCAUCGGAGCUGCUUCUAAAGAAGAUGUCGAGGCAUCAGCUGCAGGAUCCGUCCCCGCGCCUUCUGCGCGCUUGGGUGGUUAA
Messenger RNA from Penicillium canariense, 918 nucleotides. Its product is annotated as formate/nitrite transporter family protein. Gene Ontology annotation, molecular function: high-affinity secondary active nitrite transmembrane transporter activity. Bases 1 to 918 code for a protein of 305 amino acids. The transcript is spliced from 4 exons. Gene Ontology annotation, biological process: nitrite transport; transmembrane transport. NCBI's taxonomy places the organism in Eukaryota, Fungi, Ascomycota, Eurotiomycetes, Eurotiales, Aspergillaceae. Gene Ontology annotation, cellular component: membrane. The record is from RefSeq and is a predicted model, not a curated record.